AUGCGAGUCGUCCAGCAAGAAGCCGUGUCGUGGCAGUACGAGGACCCGAACCGCAUCAUCCAGGGCCCGUUCGACGCGAGCAGAAUGCUGACGUGGCAGGGCAAGUACCCGGAUCGGUUCACGGCCAACCUGUCGGUCCGGCGGCUGGGCGACCGACACUGGCAGUCCCUCGACAGCGCCAUCCAGUCCCUGCAGGCGGACGCCUCGUUCCACGAGAACUGCAUGAACGCCAUGCCCUCGGGCUCAGGAGUCAUCCACGUCGCGCAGGCGCCCGUGCAGAUGACCGUGGCGAGCUCUGCGCCCGCGGUCCCGCACAUGCACAGCGCGGCGCUGCCGCUGGUGGUGCCCGCGGGCGCGCAGGUCCUGCCGCACCUGUCGCACAUGCCCGGCAUGGCGGGCGCGGUCCCGCAGGCGGUCGUCCCGCCCCCGCGGCGCCCGAACCACGCGAUGCAGGCCGCGGCCUCGAUGGGCCCGCAGGUGGGGUCGCCAGUGAGCCAGGCGCAGCACCUCGCGCCGCCGGUGUCGCACGGCGUGAGCGUGCAGGCCGUCGCGAUCCACAGCCAGGCCGGGCCCGCGAUGGCGCAGGAGGUCCCCGGCGCGCACGGCCACCCCAUGGCGCUGCACAACGUGGUCAUGCCCGUCGACCGGGCGCAGGCGGCCGCGUCCGAGGCGUUCCGCGCGCGCACACAGCCGCAGACGAGCCAUCCGCAGCCGGCCGCGCAGCACGCCCAGCCCCCGCCGCGCGAGGAGGCCGCGCCCAGGGGGGACGUCGAGGUGCAGCCCCCGCCGCCGGCGCCAGCGCAGCGCGCAGGCGUUCCCGCCAAGGGCGCCAACGCGGUCGCCGACCGGGUUGCGGCCGUUUCGAUACAGGAGCAUGCAGCAGCCAACGCGGAGGACGGGCUCGCGGAGCAGCGGAAGGCUGAGCAGCCGAAGGGCAGUCGCGCGGCGUCUCGGACGGAGGUGAGCGUGGAUAGGUCGGGGAACCAGGCACACGCCGCACAGCCGGCGCCGGAGCCCCCGCACAUCUCCUCCUGGGCCGAAGAGAUCGAGCAGCAGACCGGGCCGCAGCCGCAGGCACCGCAGGGCGCCGCGCGCCUCCAGGAGCCCCCCUCGGGAGGCAGGGGCGGGGGGGCCUCGGCGUCCGGGUCGGGUCACCGCGGGCAGCAGAGCAACCACUCGGGGGGGUUCGGCAGCAGCCGCGGGCGCGACAUGGAGCCGCCCGGGACGGGGGCGGGCGCGAUCGCGGCUGGGGCGGGCGUGGCGGCGGGCGCGGAGGGGGGGCCCCACUUCGCGGGCGCCGUGGAGAAGGCGCCCGCAGCACGCAAGCUGUUUACGGCCGGGUGCACGCGCGUCGCGGAGCAGCCGGUGUGGUGGUACACGGGGGAGCAGGACCGCAUCCAGGGUCCGUUCCUGCCGGACGACAUGGCGAAGUGGUUCACGUCGGGGUUCCUGCCCCCGGACCUGGGCGUGGCCGCCACAGACCGGUCGGUGAACUACCCGCUGCGGCCCGCCAUGCGCAUGUUCGCGCCGCUCAAGCAGCUGAUUCAAGAGACGAUCAAGGGCAAGACGUACAGCGUGUACUCCCUGCGCGACGUGCAAGUUGGCGAGCAGGACGGCGACCUGGACGUCGACCGCAUGAAGUGA
This is a messenger RNA of Pedinophyceae sp. YPF-701, 1644 nucleotides long. The record is from the annotation of a GenBank genome assembly. NCBI's taxonomy places the organism in Eukaryota, Viridiplantae, Chlorophyta, Pedinophyceae.